CCAUUGAUGAAAGGCUGCUUUCUUCCAAAUGGGAUACAUAAUUGUUGAAAAGUGUCAUGCAAAAAUAACCACUCACUAUUACUGUAGUCUCCUGAUGCCGUUAGGCAUUUGAAUGACCGCCGUGGACAAAUGCCUAAAUGCUGUAUUCGAACAAAGAGGGGAGAACAAAAAGUUUCCAACUUCUAAUUCUGGGGAUUGCGAUUACACUCAUUCCUGCAUAAAAAAAGCUGUCAAAACAGUAAUGGUGAAAUUCCAGAACAAGCCAUAUGGAAAAGAAAAUCCUUUAGGACCUCUGGCAGCACACGUUAAGAAAAAACCAUUCCUUUAUUUCGGUUUACCUUUUGUAGGUAUUAUAGUGGCAGGCUCAUUUGGUUUGGCACAAUUGACGCAAACCAAGUACGAUCACCGUGACAGACGACAUACACAGGUUGCAAAAGAAGAGGCAUUAGGUAUGGAUAAAAAUCGAAGGAAACUGAGUUUGCAGGAGGAGUACUUUGUAACGUUUACAAGCAAAGACAGAGGAUGAAUGGGAACAAGUGCGAAUCAGUAGGCCUCCAGGAUCUGAGGAAAAAUAGUCCAACCCACUAUCAAUACGCCGUAUAUAGAUACCUCUGUUCAAUCCCCAUAAAUAAAUCAAUACUCUGAUGUGCAUUUGAUGUAGCCGAAGACUGCUCAAUAAUCAAAGAUAUACUUUAAAAGCUUGUGCAGUUAUUUGCAUUGAAUUGUACAGCUCCUUGAAAUAGCAA
Molecule: messenger RNA, 746 nt
Organism: Mycotypha africana
Lineage: Eukaryota; Fungi; Mucoromycota; Mucoromycetes; Mucorales; Mycotyphaceae
Product: cytochrome c oxidase assembly protein COX16-domain-containing protein
Exons: 3
Coding region: 113-526 (137 amino acids)
Biological process (GO): mitochondrial respiratory chain complex IV assembly
Cellular component (GO): mitochondrial inner membrane
Source: RefSeq, a predicted model, not a curated record